AUGCCGGUCCCUUCCAGAUCAGGACCACCAAGGGACGCGGAUACAAGUCAUAUAAAGGAUAUAUUGCUCUUUUUGAAGCUGUAUUCUGAUAAUGCGACCACCUUUCAACCAGCGGACAAGGAGCUACAGUCAAUGUUUAAGGCUGGUUCCGAAUUUUAUAUCAGUACCGCUGCUCCCCUUGCGAGUAUGGGAACAUCUUGGACAUUUAUCCCACCGAAUUCCCCUCAUUAUGGAGGUCUGUGGGAGGCCGGGGUCAGGUCGGUCAAACACCAUCUGAAGCGUGCGUUUAAUGAUAGGUUGUUGACUUUUGAGGAAUUUUCCACGGUGCUUGCCGAAAUAGAGUCUUGUUUAAACUCGCGUCCUAUCUGUCCGUUGACGGGAGAUGUUGAGGACCUUCAAGCUUUAACACCUGCGCAUUUUUUAAUUGGGGAACCGACAGAAGUAAUUCUUGAUGCAGCACCUCCGGAGAUACCGGAUAAUCGUUUGGAACGAUAUCAUUUAUUGCAGGCGAUUCGUACUCACUUUUGGAAACGAUGGUCGCUAGAAUAUAUGCAACAUUUGCAGGAGCGAUCUAAGUGGCGAGAACCCACGGAGAAUUUCGCAGUUGGUCAAAUGGUUAUAUUACGCGAUGAUCGCUACCCGCCAUCGAAAUGGCCUUUGGGCCGUGUAACCGAGGUCCACCUGGGGCCUGACGGUUGUGUAAGAGUGGUGACUGUCAAAACAGCGACCUCAAUUUUGCGAAGGCAUGUAGCACGAUUAUGCCCUUUGUAUGUGGAGCAGAAUUCUGCCAAAUCCGAUACUGCCAAUAAAGAUAUGUAA
Molecule: messenger RNA, 819 nt
Organism: Ceratina calcarata
Lineage: Eukaryota; Metazoa; Arthropoda; Insecta; Hymenoptera; Apidae
Exons: 2
Coding region: 1-819 (272 amino acids)
Molecular function (GO): nucleic acid binding
Source: RefSeq, a predicted model, not a curated record